Molecule: messenger RNA, 570 nt
Organism: Stereum hirsutum FP-91666 SS1
Lineage: Eukaryota; Fungi; Basidiomycota; Agaricomycetes; Russulales; Stereaceae
Exons: 1
Source: RefSeq, a predicted model, not a curated record
CAUGCGUAUCAGCUCCGUGGUAGGCUUCCCGAACCCGUGGAGAAGUUGUGAAUAUACCAACUGGGGUACAUUGGCUCUGAUGCUCGUUAUUUUUGUAGUGACCCAGGAUACUCGACGAACCUGCGAGCACUGCAGGAAACACCUAAUAAACCUGAUGAUGGGCGAUAGCCAAAUAUCGGCUUUUGAUAGGCUGCGCAACAUACGCCGGAACGGCCGAGGCAACUCCAUUGCUAGCACAGAACGUCUGCGAUAACCUUUACAGUGGAGAAGGACCCAGCGAGCAUCUUCAUGCAACUAAGAUCGACGUUGCGCCAAGUGCUCGUCCAUGUUUGAUGGGCGUUAGACGGCUUUUUCGAAGUUUUUCGAAGUUUUUUUCGAGGAGCAUCUGUCGAGAUUGAUCGAAAGCCCGUGUCCUCCCGUAUCUCAACCAGCAGCAAGGGUCAUACGGCCAACAUCGGGGCGAAAUAAAGCAGGUAGAAGCGGAAGAUAAUGCCCCGCUGAACGAAGUCUCCACAAAGUAGACAGGCCUCCUGAACGUCCGCUUAUCAUAAAAGUCGAGAUUUUUGGCGC